Dovyalis caffra is the source of this 165-nucleotide messenger RNA. NCBI's taxonomy places the organism in Eukaryota, Viridiplantae, Streptophyta, Magnoliopsida, Malpighiales, Salicaceae. The record is from the annotation of a GenBank genome assembly.
AUGGAGAUCGAGAGAAAUCGGAAUUGGAAAGAUCGAACCCUAGAGGAUUCUCAGGAUGCUCUCAUGGGUUUGUGCUUUUUCGUAAAUAGCCCUAAUUCUGGGCAGUUUAGCUGCGAUUUGAUCCGGCGAAGAUCUGUUAAUGUAGGGGUAAAAGAGGCAAACUAA